This is a messenger RNA of Neodiprion fabricii, 861 nucleotides long. RefSeq names its product tigger transposable element-derived protein 2-like. Gene Ontology annotation, cellular component: nucleus. The coding region runs from base 1 to 861 and encodes 286 amino acids. The transcript has 5 exons. Gene Ontology annotation, molecular function: DNA binding. Lineage: Eukaryota; Metazoa; Arthropoda; Insecta; Hymenoptera; Diprionidae. The record is from RefSeq and is a predicted model, not a curated record.
AUGGCUACAUGGUUUUGGUUCAAAGAAAAACGAGCUGCUGGCGUUCCAGUCCAAGGUACUCAUGUCCAACUUCAAGCCAAAAUUUUCCAUCAAAAAAUGGGUGCUAAAAAUAAGUUUUUAGCAAGUAACGGCUGGCUUUAUAAAUGGCAACAGAGGCACAAGAUUCAGGGCUUAUCUUUAGAUGAAGUAUUUAAUUAUGACGAAAGUCCAUUAAAUUAUAAAAUGUUACCAUCAUCAACAUUGACAGCAGCAAGUGAAGCUGGAGCUUUUGGUAUUAAAGGAAAGAAAGAAAGAGUAACAAUCAUGGCUUGUAGUAAUGCAUCAGGAACUUUGAAAUUACCUCUUGUGUUGAUUGAGUGGUUUGAAGAUGCCUUUGUACCGGCUGUAUCUAAAUUCCUAGCCGAAAAAGGACUUGAAAAAGCUGUUUUGUUCGUUGACAACUGCGCUGCUCAUCCCCGUCUACCAAAAGGUGACAUAUCAGUUCGUUUUUUCCCACCAAACACAACUUCUUUGUUACAACCAAUGGAUCAAGGUUGUCUGCAGAAUUUAAAAUUGUUUUAUCGCAGUAAUUUAAUGGCACACAUCAUUGAUUCUGUCAAUAAAGGCAGUUCUUUAUUGAACACUUUGAAAUCUGUCAGUAUAAAGGAGUUGUGGCCGUUAGAUUCUACUUCUCAAUCUGAGGGAACUCCAUCAUCUGAUGAAUCGAGUGAUACUGCAGGUGGUACUGAGAUAUUAGAUGAAUUUUGUGAGGUGAUGAAAAAUCAUGGAGGUUUAUCGAAUCUACUUAAGGCUACUGUUCUUUGCUUCUUGCUUUCCCAAGAAAUGGCAGACCCAGAUUUUAUAAAACAAAAACCUGUAUAA